UCCAUUCUGCGACUAUCUCUCGCGGAACGCCGACUCAGCGUUCCAGAUUUAAUAGAGUUCAGAGCUUCGGUCCAUCGCGCAGAGCAGCGCGGAAAAGUAAUCAUCUCCCCACUGUUGAGAUUUUCGAAGUCGUUUUACAAUACCUGUAUCGAAGACUCGUGGGUCCUUCAAGAAUGAGAGGAAGAAAAAAGAAAGAAGAAUUAUAUGAACCUGCGUAUAAUGGGAUACAGCAAAACGAGCUGUCGCUUCAAACAGGUGGUUGGGAGCAUAUAGUUUAUUUCGCGCGUGUAUACGCGCCACGUGUGUGUACCCAAUUUACAUAAACCCGUAUACACAGAAAUUCCUUGAAAAGGCUCAAGAGUGGUAAUUCAUAAAUAUACGAGAGGUGGGAAUGCCAAGAGAAAAACCAAAACGCUGUCUGAUGAUUUUUCAGCGAGAGUGUUAUUGAGUCACUACUUUUUGUUUGUUGCGACUUUGAUGUCUAUCCACGGUAAAGCGAUAAACAACUCAUUUUACAAGAUGGAUAGAGCUCACGGCUUAACUUACUCCGGUGGAGAAUCCAAUCUUCACGAAUAUUGGGAAGCUUAUCAAAAGAUGAUGGAAGAGACAAAAAUGCUGGACGAUUAUCUUGAUGAGGAGUGUAGUCCACGCAGUUAUGACGAAGGAGAAGAAGAGGCGGAAUGGUUGAAAGCAGCGGGUUUGGGAGAAUUGACAGAGCCUUGGAAGGCUGGACGCGAAGUUCAGCCUGACCAAUUAGGAGCUGCAUUAAGACCACUUUCGAAAGCUCAAGCCGAGGCUGUUAAAAGACGGGUUCGAUCUCUUAAUCACACAGUCAAACAGAGAUUCAAUCAACGUACUCGAGCGCGUAAGCCUGACAUACGAGAUGUUUUCAAGGACGUGGAGGUUUCGAGCACGGGUACAAGAUCGCGGAGUGCAACUCCCGAUUCGCUAGACUCAACACCGGGCGAAACACCGGGAAGUGCAUCGCCGCCUUCUCCACCGACGGUUAGCAGUACGAUCGAGGCACAUGAUCAAAAUGUGAGCGUGCCAAGUUUUGUUUCAAUUUUUCAACGAGCCUCAACCGAAGGUAAAGAAACGGUUCGCAGACUACCGAGCGCACCAACGACAGUCCCGGCUCCGGUGACCGUCGUCGCACCAACGCCACAGCCGCUCCAGGAAAUUUUUCGUAGAACCGGGCACUGGGCUCAGCGAGGAGACGUUGCCAGUGAUUCUGAGGGCAUUAAAUUGACCGCGUAUCAGCGACUCGGUACUAUUCACCUUUCAAGGCCAGUUAUACAGAGGCGAAGUGGAAGUGACCCGAGCGAAGUUGCAAAUACCGCUGAUUUAGAUGUCGAGCCUCCGACCAAACUCUCCGUUCCGAAAGAUUCGACGCUUCGACGUAGCCCCGGAAGCCACGCGACUGUAACACGAAGUCACAGUAGCUUGUACGGAAUGUCGAGGCCGAGUCAAGACUCGUUGAUAACUCAUCCACUCAAUCGUACCUCGUCUCAUGGUCAUUUGAGCUUCGAGGAAAUGUGUCGAGCGAAUGAGACGAAACCGGAAACGUGGAACGAUGAUGUACUUACGAAGGACGAUGACGCUCGCGAGGGUGUUGAAAUGUUGUCCCAACGUGAUUUCACCCGACUCCAACCUCUUUUGUGGCUUGAACUCAGCGCGGUUUUCGACAAAUACAAUGUUCCCCUUGUCAAACGAAAACCGAAUAAACGUAGAAGGAAAGCUGGCAAUUUGUUUGGCGUAUCACUCUCGACUUUAUUAUUACGAGACAGUCAGUUAACGAGUGACGAGAGUAACAUACCGCUCGUAUUUCAAAAACUUCUACACGAGUUGACGAAGCGAGGUGUAAGAGAGGAAGGAAUAUUGCGAGUCGGUGGCCACAAGCAAAAAGUCGAGGCUCUUUGCGCGGAGCUUGAAAUGGAUUUUUAUUCAAAGCCCCGAGACGUCGAUAGGCUUUUCGAACGCACGCCUUGUCACGAUUUGUCAGCGGUUUUGAAAAAAUUACUUCGUGAUCUCCCUCAACCUCUACUCACCGUUGAACUCAUCGAUGCUUUUUAUCAAAGUCAUGGCGUGAAGAAUCCAAACGAUCUCGCGUACUCGUUGAAUUUGUUGGUGCUGUUAUUGCCGGUCGAGCAUCGUUGCACGCUGCGUGCGUUGUUGAAUUUUCUCAAGGUUGUAAUUGAGAAUCAGAGCACGAACAAAAUGUCGAUACAUAACGUAGCUAUGAUCGUGGCGCCUUCGUUUUUCCCGCCUCGUUACAUUUACCCGCGCGACCGUACGGACCUCAGUGCUCAGGUAAACAUGGCAGCAGUUUGUUGUCAGGUGACCGAGGCGUUGCUCAACAACGUUGACAAGCUUUGGGACGUAUCGAGCGACUUGAUCGCUCAAUUGCGUCGUCAAUCGGAGGAGGAGCGUUUUCGCAAGUACAAGAAAAAGUAUUAUUGAUUCUAGAAUGUUCAUCUUCGUGAAAAUCGAAAGACAAACAAAAAAAUAUUGUAAAGAAGAAGAAAAGAAAACGAAAACAAAACAGUGCAGAAUCGAAAAUUCUCCGUAAUACCUUUGGUGCCUUACUGCCUCACUUUAUCGAACUAUUUUCUUGUAGAAAUUAGUCCUUCAAAUACGGUCUUUUAACCGUCCAACGUGUGAAGCUGUUUCGGAGAUUUUCCCUCAGGGAAAAUGAUCCGUAAGAGAUCGUGUCUUCAUUUCUACUGGCAUUUUUUUUUCACGUCUAUUUAUAAUCGAUGCUGAAAACAUUUUCCGCUAUUGUAGUCGCAGCUUUCGUUUAGUCGAACUUUCCGAAUGGAAAUUUGUCUGAAAAUCAAUAAUUCCUCAUUAUUUUUUCGUUUUUUAACGACAGCUGUUGAAAACAGCAGAUUUAAUUUAUCUCCAUUCACACCGAGACAGUGACUAACUUUGUAUUUUUAAAUAAUUCAUAUUUUGCCUCAAUUUGCUUUCUUUCGUUAGUAUUUUAGAUUUAACGAUCAUGUGCAAUAUGAUUUUGCAUUGUUUCAAUUUCAAAGGGUGCUUCGAUUCCGAAAUCAAGAAUCCUCAGGCCCUCGAUAUUCAGGUCACAAAAUUUAAAUGAACAAAAAAUUUAUAUUUAUUGUUGCUCCAGUUUUUAUUCGAAACAAAUACGGCACGAGCAUGAACGAAUAAAUUCACUGUUCCCGUGACGAUUAAGAUCACUCUUAUCAAACAAAUUCUACUUACCUUUGAUUAAAACAGAAGCGUCUGAUAAUCAGAUUGCAAAACAAGUGGCAUUCGUUGGUACUACUCGCGUUGAGAGCACCGCAUUAAUCUACAUUAUAAAUAAAAAAUAAAAAAAACUACUUCCUGUCCAUUAUUUAUCAAUAUAGCCAACUUUUCAAAAUUUAUUUCACUAAAAAUACUGUUCAUUGAAAUCCACGUGACUCGAGACGCUCGAAAAAUGAUUGAAACUUCGUUUUUGUAGUAGCAACUCAAAAUAUUUGCAAAUUAUUAUUUUCAAAGCUCGUGUUUCCACGCUCCGGAAAAUUUAGUCAGAAGUCCACAGGAUUUUUUAAAUUCAUAAACUACGCUAAAGGAUAAGAACAGUCGACAAUUUCGAGAGUUCCCAAUUCGGUUUUUGAUAAUAGGAAGUCACGUGGAAAAUGUACUUGUUGAAAAAACUUAAAUAUUCAGGCUGCAACGAAUAAAUCCACAUUUGCAGGAAACUCGAGGACGUAAGAGUGUUAAAAAAUCAUUGCAAUUUCUCACUGAGAAUACACAUUCGAUGGAAAAAAAGAUAACUGUGGACAGGCGUUUCAACAACGAAAUACUUUCGCGUAGGCAUUAUUAUUCUCACCUUUUAAUGUGUCAUUUUUACAGCCCGAUAACGCCAUAUUAUACACUAAGGAUUUGUACAUACCGUUUCGUAAUUUGUUAUGUUACGUUAAUAAAGUGCCAAAGAAAAAAAUAAA
This is a messenger RNA of Venturia canescens, 3953 nucleotides long. RefSeq names its product rho GTPase-activating protein conundrum-like (gene conu). Gene Ontology annotation, biological process: regulation of actin filament polymerization; regulation of small GTPase mediated signal transduction; signal transduction. The record is from RefSeq and is a predicted model, not a curated record. The transcript has 9 exons. The coding region runs from base 478 to 2460 and encodes 660 amino acids. NCBI's taxonomy places the organism in Eukaryota, Metazoa, Arthropoda, Insecta, Hymenoptera, Ichneumonidae. Gene Ontology annotation, molecular function: GTPase activator activity. Gene Ontology annotation, cellular component: cytoplasm.